AUGGCACGCAACCGCUCCGGCCUCGACGCUGCAUCCCCAAACGCUCACCGUAAGACAUCCGCAACGAAGACUACAGAGCCCAUUCGGCUCACGGCUCCCUCUACCAACCUCCCAACCCCAGUCCUCCUCGCAGACAGCACAACAUACACGACCCACGUUCGAGUCUUUAUCCAGUCCACCGGCGAUGACUCCGGCUCUGAGUGCGAACUCACUGGGUGGAUCUCCUUUCCCGGCACCGGCCUAAUUCUCAACUACAAUGUCGACCUUCCCAUCAUUACUAAUUUCUCCGCCGAAAACAAUGGCCUCGGACGGCUCAUCGCAGAGUACACUGGCCAACAGGCUGGAUCGCCCGCGCCAUUUCAGGCAUUCUGUGACGAAGAUGAUGUGGGUGGGUUGGAUCAUAUCAUGGGUGUGGUGAUGGACUGGACGAGACCGGAGAAUAAGGGAUUUGCCGAUGGCGGUGUGUGGGAGUGGAGGGGUUGGAGGAAUAGUGAGGAUAACAGGUAUAUUGCGAAUUUGUGGUGGCAGGUUAGUCCUGGGUGGGUCUGA
Cyphellophora attinorum is the source of this 549-nucleotide messenger RNA. RefSeq lists its product as uncharacterized. Bases 1 to 549 code for a protein of 182 amino acids. The record is from RefSeq and is a predicted model, not a curated record. NCBI's taxonomy places the organism in Eukaryota, Fungi, Ascomycota, Eurotiomycetes, Chaetothyriales, Cyphellophoraceae. The transcript has a single exon.